Molecule: messenger RNA, 627 nt
Organism: Arachis duranensis
Lineage: Eukaryota; Viridiplantae; Streptophyta; Magnoliopsida; Fabales; Fabaceae
Exons: 4
Coding region: 1-474 (157 amino acids)
Biological process (GO): proteolysis
Molecular function (GO): cysteine-type peptidase activity
Source: RefSeq, a predicted model, not a curated record
AUGAUAAAUACAACAAAGCGGAAAUGUCAAAUACUUGACCCGCUACACGAAAAAGCUCCAAGCGAUGAGAGAAAGGACAUUAAUAAAUUCACUGGAUAUGUAUUUUCAAGAUUGAUAACAUAUGCCGGCGGGGAACCUCUGGAGAAAGGGGAGAACGAGAAGAAACUUAAAGCAUCAUAUGUUAAAAUAUCAGGCCAAAAAACAAGCUAUGACUGCGCUAUCUACGUAAUGAAGUGGCUUGAGUUAAUUGAGCCGGAAAACAUUAAAAAGGGGAAGUAUGAAUGGGAUAAUUGGACACAGGAGGAGGUGGACCACUAUAGAGUGGAGUAUGCUUCCCGGAUACUAUUCAGUGAGAUGAAUAAACAGAGAGAUCGGGCAAUUAGAGAGAGUAGUGCUAUAAGGCUGUCGAAGCCAUCCUCUGUAUUAUUGAGUCCGUUUUGUCAGAUUAAUUCUGCUGAUAUAGAAACUGGGUAAUCCAACUGCUGGGUAGUUUGUAAAUUGAACAAAUGAUGUAAAUAUUUGCCAUUUAUCAACAACUUCUAUUCGAUGUAUAUUUUUUCCGAUAGUUAAACUAUAUGUGAUGGUAAACUGCCUGUGAUGUAUUCAAAAGCUGUUUUACAGGUGGUA